Ipomoea triloba (trilobed morning glory) is the source of this 556-nucleotide messenger RNA. RefSeq names its product heavy metal-associated isoprenylated plant protein 29. The record is from RefSeq and is a predicted model, not a curated record. Lineage: Eukaryota; Viridiplantae; Streptophyta; Magnoliopsida; Solanales; Convolvulaceae. The transcript has 3 exons. The coding region runs from base 20 to 463 and encodes 147 amino acids. Gene Ontology annotation, molecular function: metal ion binding.
CUGCCUCAGUAUAUGAGUGAUGAUGGGUCGCAAUAUGACGGCGAUUGUGGAGAUGAGAGUGCACAUGGACUGUCCAGGAUGCGAGAGCAAGAUUAAGAAAGCUCUCAAGAAACUUGACGGCGUGGAUGAGGUCGACAUAGAGAUGGAGAAGCAAAAGGUGACCGUGACGGGAUGGGCAGACCAAAUGAAAGUUGUUAAAACAGUUAGGAAAACUGGAAGGAAAGCGGAGCUAUGGCCAUACCCAUACAACCCCGAAUACCACAGCUUUGCGCAUCGUUACUACAACUUCUACUGCAACCCAUCUACCCACUUCUCCAAACCAUACUCGUAUAACUAUCACAAACACGGAUACAAUGGUCAUGAUCACGGUUACUAUCAAGAAGCACCUUACUCGACCAUUAUCGACGAACAAACUAGCAAGAUGUUCAGCGACGAAAAUGCCACUGGCUGCUCUAUCAUGUGACAGUAUCGAGAUGGUUUGUAAACAAACUUCAUGUAUGUAUGGGUGUUCAUAUAUUUUCAAUGGACGAAUGUGACAAUAUAAUGCUUGGUUAUG